AUGGGUGGAGACAUUAGUUUUCUUCAGGAAUACAUGGAGUCAUAUGUCGCUGACGUCAACUCGGACGGCGGCAAGACCACUAUUGUUUUUACGCUCAAAGAAAAACCAGGAGCUUUAGCUGAGACGCUUAAAAUAUUUCAGGCUCACGAAGUAAACCUCACUCACAUCGAAUCACGUCCAUCUAAAACGCAUGCAGGCUGUUACGAAAUACUCCUCAUCGAGAUUUUCAAAAAGCACGGAAGUGGGCUGAUGGUACAAGACUGGAAUGGCGGCAAUUCUGUCCCUUGGUUCCCUCGCCGAAUCGCUGAUAUCGACCAGUUCGCUAAUCGAAUUCUUAGCUAUGGAGCAGAAUUGGAUUCUGAUCAUCCAACACCACCUAUCGCGAGCGCCGUAAAUACUUUGCUGAUAUCGCAUUCAACUUUAGACAGUAUGUCAAGUCAUUCUUCAAUCAAUUAUCUCAUCCAUUUCGAAAAAGAGUGUUUUAGUGGCGACAAAAUUCCUCGAAUCGAAUACACAGCACAGGAGAUAGAAACAUGGCGGACUGUUUACAAUGAGCUUGUGGCAUUAUACCCUAAACAUGCCUGUAAGGAGUUCAACUACAUAUUCCCACUGCUGCAGCAAAAUUGUGGAUUCAGAGCUGACAACAUACCACAACUCCAGGAUGUGUCUGAUUUUCUUAAAGAUUGCACCGGUUUCACUCUUCGUCCCGUUGCUGGACUUCUUUCCUCACGUGAUUUCCUGGCAGGUCUUGCAUUUCGAGUUUUCCACUCUACUCAGUAUAUUCGACAUCACUCUGCUCCUAAGUACACCCCAGAACCCGACAUCUGCCAUGAGUUGCUUGGGCACGCCCCACUGUUCGCUGACGUGGAGUUUGCUCAAUUCUCGCAAGAGAUCGGAUUGGCUAGCCUCGGCGCUUCUGAUGAAAUCAUAAAGCAACUGGCUACGGUAAGAAAUCUUUGGGAAGUUGUGAAUGCAUAACG
Messenger RNA from Strongylus vulgaris, 980 nucleotides. The record is from the annotation of a GenBank genome assembly. Lineage: Eukaryota; Metazoa; Nematoda; Chromadorea; Rhabditida; Strongylidae.